This is a messenger RNA of Alternaria arborescens, 1337 nucleotides long. RefSeq lists its product as hypothetical. Gene Ontology annotation, biological process: protein polyubiquitination; ubiquitin-dependent protein catabolic process. Gene Ontology annotation, cellular component: nucleus. Lineage: Eukaryota; Fungi; Ascomycota; Dothideomycetes; Pleosporales; Pleosporaceae. The transcript is spliced from 2 exons. The record is from RefSeq and is a predicted model, not a curated record. Gene Ontology annotation, molecular function: ubiquitin conjugating enzyme activity. The annotation marks the transcript as partial.
AUGAACUCAAAGUCACUGCGCCGCCUCGCCGCCGACCACGGCUCCCUGCACACCGCCGGCCUUCCUCCCAACUACCUAUUCCCUCCAGGCGCGGAUGACUCGGCAGACCUCACCUCUCUAGACGUCCUUCUCGCCGGCCCUGUAGGAACACCUUAUUCCGGCGGUGUAUGGCGCCUACACCUCGACAUCCCACCCACAUACCCCGCAGCCCCGCCCACGGCGCAAUUCCGAACCAGACUAUGGCAUCCGAACAUCGACGAGGCCACGGGCGCCGUGUGUGUGGAGACGCUGAAGCGGGAUUGGAGUAGUAGUUUAAAGCUGAGAGACGUGCUCGUCACGAUAUCCUGUCUCCUCAUCCAACCGAAUCCCGCGAGUGCACUCAACGAAGCAGCGGGCAAAUUGGCCGUCGAGGACUGGGAGGGUUACUGUAGAAGGGCAAAGCUCAUGACGGAUAUUCAUGCUGCUGUGCCGCGGGACAUGGCCGACGAGGUCAGGCAAGCGCAAAUGAGGGGCGAAGACAAGGAGAUGCCGUCUGAGGAAUGUAUCGCGAAACCGACGUCCAAGGGCAAGGAGAAGGAGCGCGUCAAGAUGACGCCCGCGGGACCAAAGUUGCAACGUCCAGCGAGUGAAGAUGAAGAAAACAGGCGACGGAGAGGGGGUGUCGGCAUGCCGGGAGAGCAAAAUAGUGAUGCAGAGGAAGACUGGAUACCUGGACCGCCACCGCCCUCUGGGGGCGACAAGACAGCAGCAAGAGGAGGUGGUAGUCAUCAUCAUGCAAGGACGAGGAGUAAAGGGAAUAACGCUUUUGGCAUCAAAGGGCUCGCGAGACUCGAUACGGCUCCGAAACGCGUCUUUGGUGGUACGCAUACCCCGACGCCGACGUCGCCUGGUAUACCGAACCCUUUCCCCGAGAAGGAAGAGGAGAAGCACACUACUAUUGUUGAUGACGCUGAUGGUCCGUUCGUUACCGUCACGUCGAAACGUGACGCACAUGGCCUAAAGCUCAGCUCGACGACCACGACCACGACCAAGGCAGCGGCGGAGUCAACAACAGCAGUAGUAGUAACAGAACAAACAGAAACCCCCGACCUGCUCAAAUUCUCCCACAAGAACCCUUUUUCGGCUAUCCAACUCAACAACCAAAGUCAUCCUUUGAUCAAGGAAUUCUCGUAUAGUUGGGAAGAUGCGGCUGUGUUGCACGAUGCUACUGUUGCUGGUGGUACAGUGGAGGAAAAGUCACUCGUGAGGAAGAGACUGGCAGGCGAAGAGUUUGACAAGAAGAAGAAGUGGGAGAUGAAGAGGUUUAGGAGGGCUGGGGGGGAUUUGAAGAGGUUUAA